UGCUGCCCCUUGACACCGAAGCAGAUCGAGGUGUACAAACGCAUUCUCAAUACGGAGGCCGUGCAGAACAUGAUACGGAAGGAUGAGCUUUGUGACUGCGGCUCUCGUAAGAAAUGCCGCAAGUACCAUUGUCCGUUCGAUAAGGGAGACCUAUUGAGAUACCUUACCGUGCUCAUACGGGUAUCCAACCAUUUCGCACUCGUAUUGCCCUACUGUACGGAAUCGUGAACUUGCUAAGAUGGCCUUCCCAGAAGGGUCGAUACCGAAGCAUGGGCCUGCGAUUAUGGUCCCGAAUUUGUG
Rhodofomes roseus is the source of this 300-nucleotide messenger RNA. RefSeq lists its product as uncharacterized. NCBI's taxonomy places the organism in Eukaryota, Fungi, Basidiomycota, Agaricomycetes, Polyporales, Fomitopsidaceae. Bases 70 to 228 code for a protein of 52 amino acids. The transcript has 3 exons. The record is from RefSeq and is a predicted model, not a curated record.